GGUUUGCAAUUCUAUAAGCCCUUUCAAGAUUUCGAUCAGGUGGUAAAUUGUGACCAAAUUGAUCUUUAACCGGCUGGCAAAACGAACUUUGACUGUGUUCCUAUAGUGUACAAGAGGUUUGCAAAUUAAGGAUUCAAACUUGUGCUCAUUAUGUUAACAACAAGAGGAAACAUUUUCACGUAUGUAAAACGUGUGGAACAGGCAUCCCGCGACCUUCUGCUCAAAGAAACACCUCUUCUGUGGCCUAGAUUCUGCGGUCGAGCAGUUUCAACGAAGAGUGGCUAUAGGCAAAGGUAUGACAAUACGGGAUCUCUACCUGACAUAAAGAAUGUUACUGUCAUUGGGCUAGGAUUAAUGGGAUCUGGCAUUGCUCAAGUCGCCGCUCAAAAUAACUUCAAAGUGACUGUUGUCGACGAGCAGGAUGAGUACCUACAAAAAGGCAUGGUUUUAAUUCGAAAGUCUUUAGAUAGAAUCACCACGAAAAAGUUUCCAAAUGAGCCAAAGGGAAAGGAGAAGUUCAUUGAUGACACCCUGAGCAAGAUUAAGGUAUCAAGGAAUGUUUCUAGAUCAGCGGAGGAUGCAGACCUGAUUAUUGAAGCAAUUCCUGAAAACAUGGAUUUGAAGCAAAAACUCUUUAACCAGCUUGACGAGGCAGCUCCAGCCAGAACAAUCUUUGCAAGUAAUACAUCCUCUAUGUCAGUAACAGAAAUUGCCAAAGGUACAAAUAGAGGUGACAGGUUUGGGGGCCUUCAUUUCUUUAACCCUGUACCUAUGAUGGCACUUGUGGAAGUUAUUAGAACGCCAGAAACAACUGACUCUACAUUUAAUGCAUUGUUCAAGUUUUCUCAAGAGUUGGGUAAAAGUCCUGUUGCCUGCAAAGACACUCCAGGGUUCAUUGUGAAUCGCCUUCUUGUGCCCUAUAUGAUGGAAGCAGUUAGAAUGAUGGAAAGGGGAGAAGCAACCCCAAGUGAUAUUGACAAAGCUAUGAAACUUGGUGCAGGAUACCCUAUGGGACCAUUUGAAUUACUAGAUUACGUUGGACUGGAUACCACAAAGUAUAUCAUUAAUGGAUGGCAUAAUAUCUUCCCAGAUAAUCCACUGUUUGAUGAAAGUGAGACAUUAAAUAAUCUGGUGGAUGAAGGAAAAUAUGGCAGAAAGUCAGGUGCUGGAUUUUACCAGUACAAAACUGGAAAUGGCAAAUGAAUGUCUAAAACAGAAAGAAAAAGCAAUUGUUACAGUAAAUAACUACUCAAAAGUCAUAGCAAAGAGUCAAUCAGGUAAAAUUCGCUGACAUUUGCUAGAUUAAAUUAAUUGCACAGUCCUAUACCCUAUAGAAAUUUUAUGCUUUUAGACAGAAUUCUGACUAGAUUUUGUUGUUCUGAUUUUUCAUGUUAUAUAUUUUUGAAUUCCUAAGUGAUAUGAAGUCAUUUUGUUGGAAUAUUCUAGUUACUAAAUAUGCUUACCGAUGUGUUGUGAAAUGUUUCCAGCAAAAUGAUUUAUUAAUUAAAGCUAAUAUUUCUCCAA
Molecule: messenger RNA, 1524 nt
Organism: Rhopilema esculentum
Lineage: Eukaryota; Metazoa; Cnidaria; Scyphozoa; Rhizostomeae; Rhizostomatidae
Product: hydroxyacyl-coenzyme A dehydrogenase, mitochondrial
Biological process (GO): fatty acid beta-oxidation
Cellular component (GO): mitochondrion
Molecular function (GO): NAD+ binding; (3S)-3-hydroxyacyl-CoA dehydrogenase (NAD+) activity
Source: RefSeq, a predicted model, not a curated record